AUGUUCAUUGAGAUCGAUGGGGACUUUGAUGAUAUGGCUAUAAGGACUUUCAAGGUCGGCCUGCCUGCUGAGCAUGAUUUGAGAAAGUCCUUGACUAAGAAGCCGGUAAGGAGUAUGUGUCGGCUUAUGGAUCGUAUUGAUGAAUACAAGCAAGUCGAGGAAGACCAGCAGCAAGAGAAGGGAAAGGCUAAGCCCAGUAGGCAAGGAGAUCAAGCAAGGUUAAGGGCUCAGGGGAGUGCUUCUUUAAGGCCCCCUUUGGGCACAAUUAAUGUCAUCUUUGCUGCUCUUGGGAGAACUAGUUCUCAUCCCUCCAGGGUGAUAUCUAUGGUUCGGCCACUCGUCGAGGACCCUAAUUCUAAGCCGAAGAGGGCUAAAGUGAAGGUUCGACUAGCAUUGAGUUUUUCGGAUGAGGACAAGAUUGGAACCAUACAGCCACAUGAUGAUGCUUUGCAAUUAAGGAUUCUAGUCCUAUCUACAGAAGUGGUGUCGGAAGAGGCAAAGUGUGAGAGGUUGGAGGAAAUUGUUAUAGAUGGUGAUUCCGAGAAAUUUUUUCAGGUCGGAGCUCAACUGCCUCCUUGGGAAAAGGAAGAGCUAUUAGCAUUUCUAAGGAGGAAUAUUGACGUGUUUGCAUGGAAUGCAUAUGAAGCUCCUGGGGUGGAUUUAGACUUCAUUUGUCAUCAUCUGAAUGUCAACCCAGCUGUCCUCCCUAAGAAGCAACCACCUCGGCGCUUAUCUAAAGAGCAUUUUAAUGCUGUCAAGGAGGAGGUGAACAAGUUUAAGCAGGCUGGGGCUAUUAAGGAAGUGUUCUACUCUGAAUGGUUGGCCAAUACAGUGGUGGUGAAAAAGAGGAAUGAGAAAUGGCGGGAGAAGAUAGCUUUUGUCACCCUUACUAGGAAUUACCACUACAAGGUGAUGCCCUUUAGUCUAAAGAAUGCAGGGUCUACUUAUCAGAGGAUGAUGAGCAGGAUGUUUGAACCACAGCUAGGAAAAAAUAUUGAGAUUUACAUAGAUGACAUGGUGGUUAAGAGUAAGUUGGAAUUCGAGCAUAUUAACGAUCUCGAGAAUAUCUUUAAGAUCUUGAGGAAACAUAAGCUGCAACUUAACGCUUCUAAGUGCUUUUUUGGUGUCGAAUCAAGGAAGUUCUUGGGGUACAUGGUUACUCAUCGCAGAAUUGAAGUCAACCCUGAUCAAAUUAAAGCAAUUAACAGUUUACAGCCACCUUGGAAUCCUAAAGAGAUCCAGAAGUUGACAGGGAUGACUGCUGCUUUAAACCGAUUUAUUUCUCAGUCAGCAGAUAGGUGUAGGCCUUUCUUCCAGUUGUUGAACAAGUGGAAGGGAUUUGAAUGGACCGAGGAGUGUGUCUUGGCCUUCUAG
Messenger RNA from Quercus robur (English oak), 1374 nucleotides. RefSeq lists its product as uncharacterized. The coding region runs from base 1 to 1374 and encodes 457 amino acids. The transcript has 4 exons. Lineage: Eukaryota; Viridiplantae; Streptophyta; Magnoliopsida; Fagales; Fagaceae. The record is from RefSeq and is a predicted model, not a curated record.